GAUUAACUAGGUGAGUGGAUCCCUGACUGUUGGACCCACUUUGAUGUAUUUUCCUUACAUCCACGCCGUUCACAAGUUUUUACAGAUAAUUUUAGGGCACAAUACCAAAAAUUAAGAAGAUAAAAAUCUAAUGUGGACCACACAACAGGAAGUAGUGGAGAUUGAAUACCCAACACUAAAAACUUCUCCGGGGCCACUGGAAUUUUUAUUUUCCAUCCAACCUAUUGAUAAGGUUACAAAGACCUGGAUGAAGGGACCACAUAAAUAUCAGAUUCAUAAAAAUCUUUUCUGGCCGACAAUAAGUUUUUAAUGGUCAAUCACCAGUGUUUCCUGUGGUAGGAUCCGCCUGAGAUUUGGAUCUUCUUAAUUUUUUGGAUCAUAUACUAAAAUCAGCCAUAAAAACGGAUGGACGGUGUGGAUUUAAUAAAUUUACAUCAAGGUGGGCCCCACAGUCGGGGAUCCACCCACCUAGAUGCAUCCGGGUGAUCUGGGUAUACACCGAAGCCACGCCCCUCCUUCAUUCCCAACGUGUUCGGAAGCUUGAAUUCUUAUAACCACCAAAACUACCUCGCAUUCUCCGCGCGCGCAUAUACACCGAAACAAGGUGUAUAUUCCUUCUUCUCCCGUCCCAUUCCUCCAUCCUUCUCUUUCAUUCCUCCCAAUAAAAUAAAAGAGAAAUCUGAUCUCCUUCUCUUUCCCAUCGAAAUCACACCAGUUUCAGUCCAACACUCCAAACCCAAGCUCUUGUUAUAAACACAGCAUUCCUUGAUUUUGAAGUCUUUCGUCUUGUCUCUCGAUGUAUAUAUCCCUGGAUAGACUUUCAUUUGUAGUAUAAAAUCACUACCCUUUUUCAAAAAUUCAUCAAAAUCAGCUUCUGGGUUUUGUUCUCCAGCCCUUAUUCUGUAACACCAGGGAUGUUGGGUGGUGAGUGUUUGGAAUGCGAGAAUUCGAUGGUAUCUUCAGAUACAUUUGAGAAUUGCGGAUUUGGUGGUGAAGAUGGGAAUUGGGUUUCGUCGAGGGAAGGGAAAGGGAAGAGAUUGUGGAAGAAAGUGAAGUAUCAACUUGUUGAGUACCAUUCCUUGCCUGGUUAUUUGAGGGAUAAUGAAUUUAUUGUGGGUCAUUACCGAUCAGAGUGGCCGUUGAAACAGGUUUUCCUCAGCAUAUUUACAAUUCACAAUGAGACUCUCAACGUCUGGACGCAUUUGAUUGGAUUCUUCCUUUUUCUCUCUCUUACAAUAUAUACUGCAAUGAAGAUCCCAAGGGUGAUGGAUCUUCAUUCUCUCCAGCAUCUGCCUGAUGUUCUGAUGAGGACUGAUCUGCACAAAAUGCAUUCCGAACUCUUGACUUGCCUUCCGUCAAUACCCAACAUGUCCGAUUUGCAGAGAUUGAGGGAUGAAUUGAAGACAUCCAUGCCUUCUUUGGACUUGCUUCCAUCGUUGUCUGGUUGGCAUGUUCCUGAACUUCUUACCAACUGCUUGCCAGAGAGAUUUUCCCAUGCAAACCACACCGAUGUAUGCGUUCUGCGGAGCAUGAAAGACGAUGUGGCCAAUAUGAUAACACCCUUACUGGUGAGGCCAAUUACACGCUGGCCCUUCUUUGCUUUUUUAGGUGGGGCCAUGUUCUGCUUGCUGGCCAGCAGCACGUGCCACCUCCUCGCCUGCCACUCCGAGCGCCUCUCCUCCAUCAUGCUCCGCAUUGAUUACACCGGCAUUUCCGCCCUUAUUGCAACAUCCUUCUACCCGCCGGUCUACUACUCUUUCAUGUGCGACCCGUUCUUCUGUAACCUCUACUUGGGCUUCAUAAAUGUUCUUGGGAUCGCCACAGUCAUGUUCUCGCUGCUACCAGUCUUUCAGGGCCCCAAGUUCCGGACCGUGCGGACCAUCCUCUUCUUCAGCAUGGGCCUAUCAGGGGCAGCCCCCAUACUGCACAAGUUGAUCUUGUUCAGGCAUCGGCCUGAGGUGGUCCACACCACUGUAUAUGAGAUACUGAUGGGAGUUUUCUACGGGGUGGGGGCACUGGUCUAUGCAACCCGAGUGCCGGAGCGGUGGAAGCCCGGGAAGUUCGACAUUGCUGGGCACAGUCACCAGCUGUUUCAUGUGCUGGUUGUCGCAGGUGCAUACAUGCAUUACCGUGCGGGCUUGGUGUACCUUAAGUGGAGAGAUUUGGAAGGGUGUUAAUGGUAAUGAGAGAUUGGUUAUGGAGAAGAUCUCUCUGUUGUAAAGUGCACAAAUAUUGGGACUGUGACUGUAGAUAAGCUGUCAAUGGUCAGUUGGGUCAUGCACCAUUUUAGAUUUGAACAAGUGGGGCAGGUUUGGCAAUGGGUUCCACUUUCUUAAUUACUGUUUGAGGUGUAGAUUAAUUUGGAAAACGCAUUUGGAUGGAGUGUUUUGAUUUUGGAAUUGAUCAUUGUCCAUUGAAGUCUAAUUAGAGUGGUUAUUGUAGAAGAUAACUAUCUUGCAUCAAUGUCUACUUGUAGGACUCUGAAUCCAGAAUCUCCCUACAU
Molecule: messenger RNA, 2503 nt
Organism: Magnolia sinica
Lineage: Eukaryota; Viridiplantae; Streptophyta; Magnoliopsida; Magnoliales; Magnoliaceae
Product: heptahelical transmembrane protein 4-like
Exons: 4
Coding region: 915-2177 (420 amino acids)
Cellular component (GO): membrane
Molecular function (GO): signaling receptor activity
Source: RefSeq, a predicted model, not a curated record